This is a messenger RNA of Sinocyclocheilus grahami, 3078 nucleotides long. RefSeq names its product adhesion G-protein coupled receptor G2-like. Lineage: Eukaryota; Metazoa; Chordata; Actinopteri; Cypriniformes; Cyprinidae. The transcript is spliced from 27 exons. The coding region runs from base 1 to 3078 and encodes 1025 amino acids. Gene Ontology annotation, molecular function: G protein-coupled receptor activity. The record is from RefSeq and is a predicted model, not a curated record. Gene Ontology annotation, cellular component: plasma membrane. Gene Ontology annotation, biological process: adenylate cyclase-activating G protein-coupled receptor signaling pathway; cell surface receptor signaling pathway.
AUGGUCCGGUUCCUUGUCGGAAAUGGUACCCUGACUUUGGGAGUGUCACAUAAUUUUGUUGGAGGUUCUAUUGAUUUUGAGACCGGGAAAAACUUCCUUGGGGACAUCUCCUUGUUCCGGAUGUGGGGAGUACAGAUGAGUCCACUGCAACUGGAAGCAUGCAGAUGUGUAGAUGGGAAUAUUGUGACUUGGAGAGAGCAAGAUUGGGAUUAUCAGAAGUGUCCACCGAUAGAGGAUGACAACUUUAUGUGUGAAUCGUCAAAAUAUAAAAUUCAAAUGAACACAGCUAUUACACAAUAUCUCAAUAAUGAUUACAGUGAAAAUGAUAUCCAGGAGAUUGUUCUAAUCUGGCUGAAACAUGUUUUCCCUCAGAAAAUAUCAGUGCAUUCUGUGUUCCUAUCAAAUUUAAGCCCUCAAACAGGAGCUGGUUUAGCUGGACAAAAUAAGGAGGAAAUUCAGGGUAUUGGAAAGCCACUAAUCAAGACACAAUGGUUUGAUUGUGUGGUGUUUGUGAGAGUGAUACCUGGAGCUGAUGUGAGUAAAACAGUGUCUAUGAUACAGGGGAUGCUAAUACCCAGCUAUAUCUACAAAAACAUCAUCCUAAAAACAAACCCAGCAUCUAUAAACAUCCUCUCAGUAGCCGUCUAUCCCAAUGUGACUUCAAAUCCUGCUUUGACCACUGUUGCACCAGACUUGUCUCAAACCACAAAGAGUCCCGACACUGGAAGUACAAAUGUUACAACAUCAGGAACUCGCACAUCAUUACAAACACUGGCAAUGGAAAAUAUCUGUUCAAACACUUUAGGUUUCAUUUCAAACAGAGAUUUUGGAGACAUUUUUUAUAGAGUUUAUCUCAAUCUAACAAUGAGUGGAAGCAUCACAGACCCUCAACACACUAUACAGCAAUGGCUUCAGCAAACACUGGGAAAAUGCAACAUGGACGUUUGGAAUCUUGUGAUAAAAGGAGCUCCUAAGUACGUCACUACUUUUCAGGUUCAGGCUAUGGCACCAGUGAAUGUCUCAGCAACAGAGAGGCUGAUUUUUGAACUCUUGACAAAAGGAUACACUAAUGCUACCAUCAGUAUCAGUGUCCCGUCUGGUGAAGUCAACAUCAUUCAAAUAGAUCCAGGCUUUUGUCCAGAGGAGACCAUGGUCACAGUGUAUGGUAUAUACAUGUGGCCCGAAAUGACGGCUCAAUGCGAAUAUAGCAUGGGGUGUAUAAGAGGGAAUGAAAGUGCUACAAGGUUUUGUAAGUUAAAUGGGGCAACUGACAGAGCAGCGUGGGAUCAUCCAGACAUGAGCAAGUGUAUAAGGAUGGUUUCAGAUUUUGAUGAUUUGGAAAAUAUCACCGUUACAGCUGACAACUCAGCAGACAUUGUGGAUAUGAUUGAGGAUCUUUUAAAUGAACAACCCGAUCUGACUGAUGCUCAGCUGGACAUUGUGCUUGAAAAACUGUCUGACGUCACUGAGGUUGGAACCUUGACCACAGACCUGUCCAGUGACAUUACUAAAAUUGUUUCAGAUAUCUUUUAUAUCAAAACUAGUCCCACCCAAAUAUUUUAUGACAAGAACUUUACAGAGCAUCCAGACAAAGGAACUGUAGCGUUCAUUUCCUUACCUCAUACAAUUGAGAGCUUUUUCCCGAACAAUGGAGCCAGACCUCGUGUACAGUUUCAUUUUUAUGGCAUAGAAGACUUCUUUGAGGACCCUACAGCCAACAUGACACUGAACUCUUAUGUAGUAUCUGCCAGUGUCACCAAUGCCACAGUAAGCAACCUUGAGAUCCCAGUGAUGGUCACUCUCCGCCAUCUCCAAAACAAAGAGGACUGGGACAUUGUCAAGUGUGUCUACUGGGACUUCAACAAAAACAAUGAGAAAGGUGGAUGGAAUGAUACAGGAUGUGAGACAAUAACGUCUAAUGCCACUCAUACGUUUUGUUCCUGUAAUCACCUCACACAUUUUGGAGUUCUUCUGGAUAUCUCUAAAACCCCAAUAAGUGCAAAAGAUGAAAGGAUUCUGACUAUCAUCUCAUACCUGGGCUGUGGCAUAUCCUCAAUCUUUCUUGGAGUCACACUGUUGACCUAUUUGGCCUUUGAGAAACUGAGGCGAGACUACCCUUCGAAGAUCCUUAUUAACCUCUCCAUAGCCUUGCUAGGGUUGAACAUGCUCUUCCUGGUGAACUCCUGGCUUGCCUCUUUUAACAGCAAUGCCAUCUGUAUUACCAUAGCAGCCUUUCUACAUUACUUCUUCCUGGCUACCUUUACUUGGAUGGGACUGGGUGCAAUCAACAUGUAUCUGGCCUUGGUCAAGGUCUUUAAUUCAUAUGUACCAUCUUACAUCCUCAAAUUCUGUGCUCUCGGAUGGGGUUUACCUCUGCUGGUUGUAAGUUUAGUGCUUGCCAUUGAUAUAAAUUCAUAUGGCACCAGCCUCUCCAGAGCACUUUUCCAAGAAUCCACCGCAUUUUGCUGGUUAAAGAAUGACGUGACCUUUUAUGUGACGGUGGUUUCCUUUGUGACCCUGGUCAUGGUCUGUAACAUCUGCAUGUUUGCCGUGGUGCUGGUACAGAUCCAUAAAAUGCGGGCCAAUAAGCCCUCCAGCAGCCGAAAAGGGUUCCUGCAUGACCUGCGAGUGGUGGCCAGUCUCACCUUCCUGCUGGGACUUACCUGGAUACUAUCCUUUGUCGCUUGGGGCCCGGCCAAAACACCCCUGCUGUACCUGUUCUCUCUCCUCAACAGUCUUCAAGGUUUCUUUAUCUUCCUGUUUUACUGUCUGAUGAAAGACAAUGUAAGGAAGCAGUGGAGGAAACAUCUCUGCUGUGGAAGAUUCAGACAGACUGAAUAUUCAGACUGGAGCCGUUCUGUGACACUGGGGGCCAAAGCAAAGGGUGGUCUGCAAGUCUCCUCACCGUCCAUGAAGUCAGAGACUACCAACGAAAGGAAGAGCUCUGAUACCUCAAACUCAGGGACCAGCCAUGAUGAAUUCAGAAAACGGCAAGCAAAAUUGAAUGGACACUUUACAAGAAGCCACAGCAGGAGCUGUGCAUGGCAGGGAGGCACCACAACUGACUCCCAUAGAUGA